UUUCUGCAAUUUACGAACUCUUUCUUUUCCUCCGUCUAGGAAUUCUUCGUCGAAAAUCGGCGAUAUUUAAUAAAAUUCCUUUGUGAUAUCUUGGAAUUCUAUUCCCUUCUAAAAUAUCUUCCCCGAUUUUGUUUUUCAAACUACUAACAACGUAAUAAUCGGAUCUAAAUUUAAAACCAAACUAUUUUUCUUUUCAGUUCUGUUGUUUCAUCGUAACCAAGUAGCAAAUUUAAGGGUUUCAAGUUCUUGACACUGAUGCUUGAUUUGAUCAUCUGAAAUAAUUGUAAAAGAUGUCUGGACCGUUGGAUCGAUUAGCCAGACCCUGUUUUGAGGGGUUUACUAGCGAUGAAAAGAGUGAAAAAAGAGAGAGAAAAUCUGAUUUUGAAAAUUCAGAAGAUGAAAGAAGGACAAGAAUGGGGUCUCUAAAGAAGAAAGCUAUACAUGCAUCUACAAAAUUUCGACAUUCCCUUAAGAAAAAGAAUAGUAGGAGGAAAAGUGAUUGUCGCAUUUCUGUUUCUAUUGAAGAUAUUAGAGAUGUAGCUGAGUUACAGACUGUUGAAGAGUUUAGGCAAGCAUUGAUUCUUGAUGAGUUACUUCCCACCAGACAUGAUGAUUAUUACAUGAUGUUAAGGUUUUUGAAAGCUAGGAAGUUUGAUAUUGAUAAAGCAAAGCACAUGUGGGCAGAGAUGAUUGAAUGGAGGAAGGAAUUUGGUGCUGACACUAUUAAUGAGGAUUUUGAAUUCGAAGAGUUUGACGAAGUUAUCAAAUACUAUCCUCACGGUUAUCAUGGUGUGGAUAAGGAUGGUAGACCUGUUUACUUUGAGAGACUAGGGAAGGUUGAUCCUAACAAACUCAUGCAAGUGACAACUAUUGAUCGCUAUGUCAGAUACCAUGUGAAGGAGUUUGAGAGGACUUUUUCUGUGAAAUUCCCCUCUUGCACCAUUGCUGCCAAAAGACAAAUUGACUCGAGUACAACCAUUCUAGAUGUCCAAGGGGUGGGUUUCAAGAAUUUUGGCAAGGCUGCACGUGACCUUCUUCUGAGGCUGCAGAAGAUUGAUGCAGACAAUUAUCCGGAGACCCUUCAUCGAAUGUUUAUCGUCAAUGCGGGUGCUGGUUUUAAGAUGAUCUGGAGCACUGUGAAGUCCUUCCUUGAUCCCAAAACUUCCUCCAAGAUUCAUGUUCUUGGAAACAAGUAUCAGAGCAAACUGCUUGAAGUAAUAGAUGCCAGUGAGUUGCCAGAGUUUUUCGGUGGUAGCUGUCAUUGUGAAGAUCAGGGAGGUUGCCUUAGGUCGGAUAAGGGUCCAUGGAAAGACCCUAACAUAUUGAAGAUGGUUGAGAAUGGGGAAGCAAAAUGUACUAGGCAAAUCGUGAAGAUUUCCAACAGCGAGGGAAAAAUUAUCACCUAUUCCAAGCCAUAUUAUUCUUUGGUAAAAGGUGGUGAUACUUCUACAGCUGAGUCUGGAUCAGAAGCUGAAGACAUAACCUCACCUAAGGCACCUAGGACUUAUGAAAAUCCUCGGUUGACUCCAGUUCGUGAAGAAGCAAAAUUAGCUGGAAAGGGAAGCCUCUCUAGUGCAUAUUUGGAGUAUGAUGAAUAUGUACCCAUGGUUGACAAAGCUGUAGACUUUGGAUGGAAAAAAGAAAUUGCACAUCAGAUAUCUUCUGCUUUAAAAGGGAAAACAAUACCACUGCCCGAAAAACAAAUGUCUAAAACAGGACUUAAAGCUCGAAUGUAUGCUAUGCUUAUGCUCGUCUUCACAACUCUUGUUGCUCUUUUUCACACAGUAACUUUUCAUGCGGCCAAGAAGCUUCCCAAGACAGUUUCUGACUAUACUAACUUCAUCGACCUAACAGUGGAACCAAUGCCCAUGGAAGAUUUCCGUCCUCCCUCUCCUACCCCAGAAUUCUGUGAGGCAGACCUCCUCUCAUCCGUGCUCAAAAAAUUGGGGGAGCUUGAGUUAAAGGUGGACACCCUCCAAGCUAAGCCAUCUGAAAUGCCCUGUGAGAAAGAGGAGUUGCUGAAUGCUGCGGUUUGUCGUGUAGACGCUCUGGAAGCAGAACUAAUUGCUACCAAAAAGGCUUUGCAUGAAGCUCUAAUGAAGCAAGAAGACCUGCUUGCAUAUAUAGACAGCCAAGAACAGGCCAAGUUGAAGAAGAAGAAGAAGUUUUCUUGCUGGUGAAAGUGCAACUCCUAAUUCGCGGCAAAGCUAGGAGUUCUUUCGGGGUGGAGCAUUACAUUGUGUUUGUAUAUGUGAGAAAAGAAAAAAGAAGGAAAAAUUGUGAACAGGCUAGUAGGGGCACAAAAAGUUACGCCUUGAACAAUUGGUGUGACACUUGCAAAGACUUAAAGGCAAACUUUUACUUUGGGAUAUAUACUAAUACUCAUUUCGUCCUGUUGAAAAGGAUACUUCUUAUUUUUGUGUGUAUUUGCAAAACUACUCUCAUGAUGAGAAAUUUGUGUAAAUAGUGAAAAUCUCUCUUUUAGUCGGAUA
Messenger RNA from Papaver somniferum (opium poppy), 2492 nucleotides. Its product is annotated as phosphatidylinositol/phosphatidylcholine transfer protein SFH8-like. The record is from RefSeq and is a predicted model, not a curated record. The coding region runs from base 291 to 2180 and encodes 629 amino acids. The transcript is spliced from 14 exons. NCBI's taxonomy places the organism in Eukaryota, Viridiplantae, Streptophyta, Magnoliopsida, Ranunculales, Papaveraceae.